Belonocnema kinseyi is the source of this 1221-nucleotide messenger RNA. Its product is annotated as U11/U12 small nuclear ribonucleoprotein 48 kDa protein-like. The record is from RefSeq and is a predicted model, not a curated record. NCBI's taxonomy places the organism in Eukaryota, Metazoa, Arthropoda, Insecta, Hymenoptera, Cynipidae. The coding region runs from base 37 to 1170 and encodes 377 amino acids. Gene Ontology annotation, cellular component: nucleoplasm; cytosol; U12-type spliceosomal complex. The transcript is spliced from 5 exons.
AGAGCGCAGUAAUUUUUUAAUUUUAAUUUCCAAAAUAUGAGUGAUAUUUUAUCGGAAAAUCGUAAGCAGCAAUUGGAUGAAUUAGAGUCAUUCAUACAAACAACCGAUACUGAAUUAGAAAAUAUACUUUCAAAUUUGGGUUGGAAUCUCGAGAACUUGGAUACUAACCAGGCUGAAAAUGAAGUUGUAUGUCCAUUCAACCCUGGCCACCGUCUUCCCGAAAAAAGUUUGGAACAACAUCUCAUCAAUUGUCAGUGGAGAGCAGAAGGUUAUGACAAAUUCGACGUUGCACUUUCGGAAUCAACAUUGCCAUCAGUUGCUCCUUCUACGAUCAAAAUGGAUGAAGAUCUGCAGACAGAAAUAUUACUCGCCGCAAAGAAAAAAGAGCCGAAUAUGAUAUCAGGUAUUGGAGAGCGAUUGAUUCCCCGUACGUCAGACAGAAUUUUCAUCGAUUUCACUGGUGAUGAGCGAAAGGCUAUUUACGAUUAUGUCGUUGCCAACACCCAAAAAGUCGACAUUGGUCAUGAUAUUGCUGACUUAAAUCAAACAAAAUCAAAAGAAAGCCAGAAAUCGAUUUCGUAUUUGGAACUUCUGGCGCAGGAACGCAAUCUGAAAAGACGUAGAGCCAAGCACCGUGGUGUUCACACGAAUAAAAAAUCUCACGUGGAAGUAAUGCGAGAAGUGAUAGAGCAGCAAAUGGAAAUGUUUAAGGAAUAUCUCGUCGAACAAAAUCCUCAGGAUGAGAGAAAAGAAGAGCCAUUCCCAGAAAUAAUUUCGAGGGUCGACUUUUCGAAAAAUUUAAGAAUACCCGAAUUGCCUUUCGAGCGGAAAUUCGAAAACCGGAAGUACUCGUCAGAGCGGGAUGGGAAUUCUUUUCAGCGUUUCGAGAGAAACGGAAGACAUGAUCAGAGAGAAAAUAGGAGGGAGCAUCAUUCGCAUCAGAGUGAUAGGAAAGAUUAUCACAAUAAAUCCCAUAAGAGAGAUAGACACAGAUCGAGUGAGGAACGGCCAAAGAAAUAUAAAAAGAGAGAUUGUUCCAGGGAUAAAGACACUUCGAGGGAGAAGAAAAGAAAGAGAUCGAAAGAUAGGCAUCGAAAUAGGUCGAGAGAAUAUAGAGAAUCGAGGCAUAAUCGCGAUAGAAAGCGAAGUGGGAGCAAAAACAGACGUUAGUUUGUACUAUAAUUAAUAUUCGAUAAUAAUAAUUAUUAUAAUAAUAAUUAA